This is a messenger RNA of Penicillium atrosanguineum, 1563 nucleotides long. RefSeq names its product wax synthase family protein. The record is from RefSeq and is a predicted model, not a curated record. Bases 1 to 1563 code for a protein of 520 amino acids. NCBI's taxonomy places the organism in Eukaryota, Fungi, Ascomycota, Eurotiomycetes, Eurotiales, Aspergillaceae. Gene Ontology annotation, biological process: lipid metabolic process. The transcript has a single exon.
AUGGCCGAUCUUCAUGGCACCUCAAGAAAUCUCGAGCAGAGCCAUGAAAAACAGUUAGAGUCACUGCUAUUGCAAGGGGUCUACAAACCCGUCUUUCUUUACCAUGUGGUUUUGUUUAACUGCCUCCCAAUCAUCGGCAUGGUCAUACCCCGGCGCCGAGGUACACGCUAUGUUCGUCACUUGAUUUAUGCUAUCAGUCUGGCAUUUGCUUUGGAGAUGCUAAGAGACCACCGGAUUUUGCUUGGCGGCAAUGGAUAUAUGCUUGGCAUCAUGAUUGCAUGGUGGCUGGUGUGGUGCACCACGCUUUUUGUCUUUAUGGAUGUUGAGCGUGACUUCCAGCGUAUUGAAAGAGGAGCUAAACCUGCAGCCGAAGACGAUUCUCCUCCUAACAACACUCAAGAGAAAUCGAAUCAGACAGUGACUAGCGAUCAGUCGAGUCAACCUCUUUUUCACUGGCAGUCUUACCCUCGCAAAUUUUCCCAUCGCCUUGAAUGGUGUGCAGGUCUACUCUUCAACCUGAGAGGUCCUGAAUGGAACUGGCGAGCUCCUCAUCUCGGCCCUCUUCCUCAAUCAGUUCACAAACAGCUGCAAUUGGAGUUUCUCUCGAAUAAGUUUCGUGCAGAAGGCGAUGAUACCUGCAUGACUUCAAAACAGCGUCUCCGGGCUGCCUUCAAAACCUUCCUGCAAUCCUAUCUGCUUCUAGACAUCCUCAAAGUCGUAAUGAUGCGAGACCCUUACUUCCGAGGCACUGCAGAAUGUGACUCAAUGCCUCCAUUCCCACUGUCCUACCUUGCGCCCUUCCCUCUUCUAGUUAAAACCUACCGCUACUUCCUCAGCUGCAUGGGUGUCUACGUUGCACUCAACUUCGCCACCUCACUCAACCCCAUCUGUUUCCUCGGAUUAUCAUUGGCCUUUCCAAAUGCAUCGCGGAAAUUGACAGCUGCCCCGCUGGACGAGGCCUGGCUGUAUGCCGACUCUUUUGGACCCUUCAUUUCACCCGUACUCGACCAUGGACUCGCCGGCUGCUGGGGCCGCUGGUGGCAUCAAAUGUUCCGCCAUGGGUUCAUCGCCACUGCACGAUGGACAUUGACAUGUUUCCCAACCAGGUUGGCUGCCAAUACACAGAUAAAACAAAUUGUCUAUAUUGUCGUUGCAUUCACGAUCAGCGGUCUCAUCCAUGCUUGCGGCAGCUACACCGGAUUCCCAGAGACCAAUCCUUUCUCAGGCCCAUUUUUAUUCUUUUUCAUGCAAAGCAUGGCAAUUAUCAGUGAGCACAUAUUUAAGAAAGUCGUCAUCCCGAAAUUACCUCUUGUUGCCAGCACACCGCGGUGGCUGAGGCGCACUGGGAAUGCCGUCUUCGUUUUCUUCUGGCUGCUGUAUUCGGGGGGCUUUAUUGCGGAUGACUUUGCCCGAGGUGCGUUGUGGUUGAUGGAGCCUGUUCCACUCAGUCCACUUCGUGGUCUUGGGCUUGCAAAUGGGGAAGGCUGGUGGUGCUGGAAAGAACCAUGGUUUCAGCAUUGGAGCGAUGGGACGUAUUGGGGAAGUGGGAUUCGAGUAAUAUAG